Stylophora pistillata is the source of this 1661-nucleotide messenger RNA. RefSeq names its product peroxisomal acyl-coenzyme A oxidase 1. Gene Ontology annotation, molecular function: FAD binding; fatty acid binding; acyl-CoA oxidase activity. Gene Ontology annotation, cellular component: peroxisome. Gene Ontology annotation, biological process: lipid homeostasis; fatty acid beta-oxidation using acyl-CoA oxidase. The record is from RefSeq and is a predicted model, not a curated record. Lineage: Eukaryota; Metazoa; Cnidaria; Anthozoa; Scleractinia; Pocilloporidae.
UUUAGUAUCUCUGGUUGAACGUAUGUGCUCUGUAUCAUGAUGAAGCCAUCGUCAAGUAGAAUAAAUCCCGAUUUAGCCCGUGAACGAGGAAAAGCAUCUUUUGACACAACGGAACUAACGUACUUGCUUCAUGGAGGCCGAGAGAAAACAGAGCGUAAGAAAUUCCUAGAGUUAUUGGUUGAGAAGGAUCCUGUGUUUAACAAAGAAGAUGCAUACAUUCUGGACCGCAGGCGUGCUUACGAGAGAGGUUUAGAGAAAGGCUUAAGAAUGGUGGAGCUAAUAAAAGAACAUCAGAUAACUGAUCCUUAUGAACAGCACAUUUUAAGAAGGAUCACUCAAACCCUGCUGCCAUACAAUUUGCAUAAAGGGAUGUUCAUUCCUACCUUAAAGGGACAGGGUACUAAAGAACAAAAAGCCAAAUGGCUGCCUCUUGCAGAGUCCUUACAGAUAAUAGGAACAUAUGCCCAGACUGAAAUCGGCCAUGGAACUUUUGUGCGUGGCUUGGAAACAACAGCAACGUACGAUAAGACCACACAGGAGUUUGUUAUUCACUCUCCGACUCAUUCAGCGUGUAAAUGGUGGCCUGGAAAUCUGGGAAAAACUUCUAAUUUUGCCACUGUGCCCGCAAGGCUAAUUGUCGACGGAACUGAUCAUGGAAUUCAGAUGUUUCUUGUUCAGUUACGAGAUCUAGAGACUCACCAACCUUUGCCAGGCAUCACGAUAGGAGACAUUGGAGCCAAGUUUUCAAUGUCUUUCAACGGGAGUGACAAUGGAUAUCUAAUGUUUGACCAUGUUCGCAUUCCACUAGACCAGAUGCUGAUGGGUCUUGCCAAGUUGUCCCCGGAUGGAACCUUCACGAAGCCAGCCAACUCCAAACUGUUGUACGGUACCAUGAGUUAUACGCGGGUAGCCAUCGUUGGCGACUCAUUCUGGGGGUUAUCACAAGCAAUCACCAUCGCCACGCGUUACAGUGCUGUGCGACGUCAGGGUCACCUAAAACCAGGUGAACCCGAAGCCCAGAUUAUCGACUACAAGACACAGCAAUACAAACUGUUACCCGGUCUGGCUCUGGCCUAUGCCACAAAAUUCGCGUUUGAUUAUGUGUGGAGAUCUUUUCAAGAACGUGAAAGGAAAAUUGCAGCGGGAGACUUGUCUAUGUUGCCAGAGAGCCAUGCUAUCACCAGUGGUCUCAAGGCGUUUUCGACCUCAACAGCCAUGCGUCAUGCAGAGACGUGCCGACUGGCUUGUGGUGGACAUGGCUACUUACUGUACAGCGGUCUUCCCGAGUUGUAUACAUUGAUGAAUGCUGCUUGCACUUACGAGGGAGAUAAUGACGUUCUUUUCCUGCAAGUGGCUAGGUAUCUAGUAAAAAUCGCCUCACAAGCUCAACAGGGAAAGCCUCUUCCUUUGUCACUUAAAUAUUUGUCACGAAAAAGUGAGCAGUGUCCAGUAAUAGACGGAGAGGGAUUUUUGGAGUCUGGAGUGCAAAGAACAAUUUACCAGGACAGGACCAGCAGCGAGGUGAGGGCUGUUGCAGGAAAGCUUCAAAUAAAAAUAUCAUCGGGAAUGGACUCUGCUGAUGCUUGGAAUGAGCUGUCUGUAGACUUAUUACGUUGUGCUAAGGUAAGGCGGGAGGCAGGGUGAACAUAAAACCAGCUGAA